AAUAUCUGUUACAGCACUCCCACUCCAAAACUCCAAUACUUGGUCUCUUCUGGAAAUGUUGCUGUAGAAUUGCAGCAGCAACCAUCAUCAAUCUCCCGAUCCAGCCACGCGUUUCCAACGCUGCGUUUCGGGCUCUCUCUCACUUCCAACCCAUCUCUGUUUUUCCAAUCUAUGAGGUGAGGGAAGUACUUGAUGGCUGACUUACCACGCUAUUUGCGGCUUUGCUUUCAAUCUGGGAAACUUGCUUUCUUGGCAAUUUUGGUAUCUGGAGGGAUUGUAUUGCAAAUUUUGGCAUGUGCUUUGUACAAUAAUUGGUGGCCGAUGCUAACUGUAAUAAUGUAUGUGCUUCUUCCGAUGCCGUUACUGUUCUUCGUGGGAACUGAUUUGUCUGUUUUCCAGGAAUCUGAUAAUGGCUGGGUUAAUGUAACCAAGUUCAUGACUGGAGCUUCAGCCAUUGGAAGCAUUGCAAUACCAGCCAUCUUAAAACACGCUGGUGUUAUUGGUUGGGGAGCCCUGGCCUUGGAGCUCUCAUCCUUUUUCGUAUUUGUACUUGCAAUAAUGUGUUACAUACGGUCAGAUGAAGAUGACAGCUACAGUUCAAUCUGAGAUAUGGCUCUCUAGGAGAUUACCAGAUUUCUGUAAAGGUGUCAUAGGUUGCAAUAGAAAUAUAGGGCAUUUGUAUCUGUUUGUGCGCGAUGAUCACCACUACAAGCCUGUUAUAGAUUCAGAAAACAUUUUCGGUGUGAUUCUUUGUCCAUGUAUUUGAGUGGGGUUUUGAAUAUUAUUACAUGUUUUGACCUCUCGUAACAAACUAUGGGGCCUAUUGUAUUGACAGAGUAAGGUGCCUUUUUCUGGUCA
Messenger RNA from Rosa rugosa (rugosa rose), 858 nucleotides. RefSeq names its product vacuolar protein sorting-associated protein 55 homolog. Gene Ontology annotation, biological process: late endosome to vacuole transport via multivesicular body sorting pathway. The transcript has 5 exons. Lineage: Eukaryota; Viridiplantae; Streptophyta; Magnoliopsida; Rosales; Rosaceae. The record is from RefSeq and is a predicted model, not a curated record. Gene Ontology annotation, cellular component: endosome. The coding region runs from base 193 to 606 and encodes 137 amino acids.